Messenger RNA from Botrytis sinoallii, 6049 nucleotides. RefSeq lists its product as uncharacterized. The transcript is spliced from 7 exons. NCBI's taxonomy places the organism in Eukaryota, Fungi, Ascomycota, Leotiomycetes, Helotiales, Sclerotiniaceae. The record is from RefSeq and is a predicted model, not a curated record. The coding region runs from base 1 to 5910 and encodes 1969 amino acids. Gene Ontology annotation, molecular function: protein binding.
AUGGUAUCCGAUAUGAGUUCUGAUGGUUUCGAAAUGAUUGAAUCCGAAGACGUUAUCAAACAAAUGCUUGUGGAUGAAAAACCUGAUCUCGAGAAGAUCAGGAAAUGGCUGAGCCCUACAGAUUACCUAGCAUCAUCCAGCGAAUUCAAUCGCCAUGCUUCAUCUAAAGCCCGCAAUACGGGGGAAUGGAUUCGAGAGACUUCACAAUUUGAACAAUGGCAUUCAUCUGCUGACCAUGGAUCUAUAUGGAUCAAGGCAGUUCCGGGUGUGGGCAAGAGUGUCCUUGCAGCCUCCAUGGUUCAAUCGCUUUCGGCCAAUGAGUCCGUUCCUGUUCUCUUCUUUUUCUUCAGGCAAAUUAUCGAAAAAAAUCGCACUUCUCGUGGUCUUUUGCGAGAUUGGAUGUGCCAGCUUUUGCCCUUCAGCGAAGUCUUGCAGUUGAACCUGUUUGAGCAUGUGAAAAAUGGACAGAGCCUGGAAAGUAUUACUACAGCACAUUUGUGGAAACAUCUUUUGACUGGCCUAAGAAUGCUCAAACGAGUCUAUUGUAUCGCUGAUGCAUUAGAUGAGAUGAAUAUGGACGAGGAAUUCCUCUCUCAGCUUAACGCCUUGGGAUCAUUUAGACCCGCUCAAGUCAAGGUUCUAUUAACCAGUCGACCUAAACAAUAUCUCCAACGAGCGUCCAAAGAUCCCCAAGUUAUUCACGUCAGUCUCGAGGAGGAACUUGUGAAACGUGAUAUAUCUGUUUUUGUUCGUCAGCGCGUAAAGCAAUUUGCUGAGGACGGCAUCAGUGAGAACAUGCAAAGUUUCAUCCAGAGCACUGUAUGUGAGCGAUCUGAAGGCCUAUUCUUGUAUGCUCGCCUUAUGCUCGAUCAAAUCAGUCAAUCUAUCAAGAACAAAGAACAAAAUGAGAUUUUGAUACGAGAAAUGAUAGUUAAAUUGCCCGUUGGUCUUGAAGAGAUGUAUAACAGGGUACUUAUCGAUCAUGCUUCACUUACAAACAUCCAUCAGGGUACACAAGUCAUGAUUUUACAACUAGUUACUCAGUCGGCACGACCCAUGCGCCUAAUAGAAAUUGUCAAGGCUAUUGAAGACAAUCAUCACCUUUCCAAAAGUGACAGAGACAGUAAAGACAUUGUCAGGUUUGGCUGUGGUCCACUUCUCGAGAUCAUGGAAGAUGGGGUUGUGCAAAUUUUGCACCACUCUUUCACUGAAUUCCUUUUGGACGCUGACCGCACUAUACGUAAAUUGUCAAACGUUCCUCAAUUUCCUGUCAUCGAUCCGAGAAUUGCCCACCGCGAUAUUGCGCUUUUAUGUAUCAGCGAACUUCAAGGGGAGGCAUUUUCUUCCUACCCGAUGCUAGAUAAUGUGAAAUAUGGUGGAGGUAACGUGGAACAAUCCAUGCGACAAAAGUUUGACUUUGCUCAAUCGUUCGUACAGUAUCCAUUUGUUGAGUAUGCUGCAAAGAACUGGACUUAUCAUGCCAAAGCGUACGACUAUGAAGAUGCAAGUUUCUAUGAGACACUGGAAGAGUUCUGUAAUUCUGAUAGCCAGGCAUUUAAAGCUUGGUUAUGUUUGGCCGACAAGUUGAGAAACUCUCCCGAUACGUUACGUUACCGGCUACAAUUUGGUCAUAAUCAAGCUCCAGCAUCAGAAAUGACUUCCCAUCUUCAUAUAGCUUCUAGUUUCGGGCUAGGCUGUUGGACACAGAGACUGUUGGAAAAUGGCGCAGAUGUUGAGAUACGAGAUAGUACUGGAAAUACUCCUUUGUUUUGGGCGGCUAAAGGAGGUCAUACCGAAGUUGUGAGUAGAUUACUAGAUACUGGCGCUAAGCCAAACAUCGGCGGACAUGAUGGACUGAAGCCUUUCCAUGUUGCAGCCUCAAAUAACCAUGCAGGAGUGGUUAAGCUUCUGCUUGGCGCUGGUGUAUCCCCCCUUACAACUCGGGCGGAAGAUAUAUCAAGACGCUGUGGGAAUGCACCACCAAAUGCCAGUCAACACCCACUGAUGAUCGCCAGUAAUGCCGGUCAUGUUGAAACAAUAAUUGAGAUGAUUCCGUAUUGCGAGACAAAAGAACUUGAAGAAGCUUUAUUACGAGCAGCUCAUCGUGGACAUCAUAUUUUGGUUUCUACUCUCUUAGGAAAAACAGAUGUUUCUCCCAACGCAAAAGCGCUCGUAGGGUAUGGUGACAUGGGGUUUAUAAGAGGCCAGACUGCCCUAAUGGUAGCGACGAGUUCCCUCGAAGCAAGAUCUGUAAAGGCCAUAAUUGAGAAAGGAGGGAUCGCAAGUCUAGGUAGCGAUCACUUAACGGAGCUUGGCUCUGCUCGUCCCAUUGUGCAUAGUAGAAAUCUACCAGAACCGGAAGAUAGAACGCCACUCCAUAGUCUUGCUAUGACUGCGAUCAACCAAAAUAAUCGAGCUGCUGCGAAGGGAAUCUUAGAUAUGCUUUUUUUGGCAGGUGCUGAUCUUGAAGCCCGGGAUAGCAACGGCGACACUCCUCUGCUACUCACAGUUUCACCAAAAACUCAUAGAUAUUUUCAAAUUGCUCUGGAGCUUUUACUCUCCGCUGGUGCUGAUCCGUGCACCAUGAACUCUGAUGGCGAGUCUUUACUUCACCGAAAUUGUGAAGAGCUAUCAUCGACUGACUUUGCCAAACAACUUUUGGUCUUCGGAGCAAACCCUAAUCAAGCUCGAAUAUCGGAUGGAGUAACUCCGCUACAUUGUGUGGUGGAAAACAGACAUAAGCCAGCCGAGCUCAUUGAAUUGCUUGUCAACCAUGGUGCUGAUAUCAAUGUCCAAGAUAACAAUGGAGAUACUACCCUGCAUCGUGCUUGCAGAUCUUCAUUAAUCCAAUCAGGCGAUCUGAUCCCAGCUAUUUUGAGCCUUUCACCUGAUACCAAUAUCCAAAACAAUCUUGACGAAACAUGUUUGCACAAUGUGUAUCGGUUUAUAGAUUCAGGGCUGGUAAGCACUAUAAUCGACACUGGUAUGAAUCUAGAAAAACGUGACCACGAAGGGAUGUCGGUCCUACUCAAAGCCAUUGCUAAAUAUCAAGGUACAAAUAUGGAGAUGGUAGAAGUGCUUUUGAGUCACCCGAAGAAGGCUUCUAUCUCUGCUCGAACGUGGCAGGGCAAAACAGUGCUGCAUCUGGCUUGUCAUUCUCGUAACUCUGUUGAGCUUCUUAAGAUACUCGUAAAACACGGAGCAGAUCUCAAUUGGACCGAUAGCACGAAUGGGAACACUUUGCUACAUGAGACUGCGGCACAUAUUAUGGGAACAGUCCAUGGUAAUCGCUACAAUUCUCUGAGUAAAGACGGCAAACAAACUUUCGUAUCAGUUGUUCGUCGGUUAUGCCCUAAAUUCGAUGUAAACGCGAAGGAUAUAAAUGGGUAUACGCCUCUUCACUAUGCAUGCGCUACUUCCGAAUAUUCAGUCUUUGCUCUGAUCACAGCUGGCGCCGAUUUGAAUUCCCAGUCUUUCAAUCGGCGCACGCCGCUUCAUUGCGCUGCUCGCGGACGGCAGUGUGGUGUUCUAUCAAUGUUGCUCAACCAUGCUCAAAGAAUUGGUUUUACCAUAGAUAUCAACUCCCAAGACUCUGAUGGCAUGACACCUCUUCACUUUGCCUGUAUAUCAGGUAGACCUGAAUCCGUUAGUAUUUUGAUCUCAGCUGGUGCUGACAUUGAAAAGAAAACCAGCCGAGAAACGUCGGGGACAACUCCGCUAAUGUCAUGUGCCAUGUUCCUCGAGGAAGAUACGAUAUGGAAAUUGCUACAAGAUAGAAAGCUCAUUGACUUCAGCGUUCAGGAUCCUUUCAGAACUCUCUCAGGGUCUUCUGGGACCAUGCGGCCUGAGACUGACCUGGAUGAGGUAACACAACAUAUUACGUGCCGUAUUGGUGUCAUUGCGCACAUGCUUAUAAAAGCUGGAGCGAACACUGAAAAUGCUUUUAUUCCGGCACUCGAGGCAAAAUGCGCGGAGCUGGUAUAUGCCAUUAGGGGCGAAGAUUCUACGAGAAGCAAAACUUUUGCCAAGAAUCAACUCAUAGCACAAAUGACAAGUAUUGAAAAAGCACUAGAUGAUUGCAGCCACGAAGAUAUCGACUUUAUAAAAUGCAAGAACAUGAUGUUUCGAAGACUAAUGACUUUCAAGGCAAAACUGUUCGAUGACCCACAAUAUACCGGUAACAUUGCCGAUAGUUUUGUCACUGGUUGGGGCAUUGUUCGACCACUAUUACAAGUGGCCUGUGAGCGGCCGAUCUGGAACAUGGACAUAGUCAAACUUCUAAUUGAAGAAGGUCAAGUGGAUGUAAACGCGCAUUAUGUGACAAAAAGGAGAAGUGAUGUUACAAUGACUGAAGAAUUAAUCCAAGGAACAACAGCACUUCAUAUCUUAGCGAAAGGGAAAUCCUGGUGGCAAGUUGAGGCUAUUCAAUACUUGGGUGAACACGGUGCCGAAUUAGAUAUCUUGGAUGGGAAGGGUCGUACUCCUCUAGAAAUUGCAAGUACAUACAUUGAAAACGGUUCAGCAGCAAGGAAAAAUCUCUUCGGCACUCAAUGUUGUGAGGCGCUCCUUAAACUAGGAGCUGACCCCAAUAAAGUGAAUCUGGAAGGCCUCACAGCUCUCAACAAGGCCGGUUCCGAUGAAGAGACCAUUAGAAUGCUACUAAAAUACGGGGCAGAUGUUAAUAGAGGAACAAAAAGCGUUCUCAUAUCAGCCAUAGAAUACGGAGAUGUGAAGACUCUCCAGCUGUACCUCCAAAACGGAGUUGAUCCUAGCGUGCCGGACAACUCAACAGAUUCUAGUUACCGAUCUCAGUGUGCGACAGUCAAUGUAGCUAGGAAAUAUCUAAUCGUAGUGGCAGCAUUUCCAAAGGGUCCGAAAGCAUAUUCUGCUUCUAUAGCUGCAGAGAUGAUACAACUUCUGCUGGAUCAUGGUGCUAGAGUUGAUUUGGCUGUCGAAGAGGGGGAAAGCAUUUUACACUAUCUGUUCGCAAAUGCCACGUCCGCAACCCUCCGUCCAUCUUUUGAAGGGCCAGGAAUAGAUAUGAAUACUAGGGAUAAACAUGGUCGAACAGCUCUCUUAUGUGCCAUUUCUAACUCCACUAAGAGGGAAGGUCCAUACCCACAUGUUACACCUUCUAAACUCGAAAAGUCACAACCACCAUACGUACCGCCCUAUUUACACCUAGUAAACUCGGCAACCCAUGGCCCCUCUCUCGACUACCUGGCAGUUGAUAACGAAGGGCGUCACAUAAUCUUUUAUUUACUCUCCAGAUGGACCUCCGAAACGGCACCAUUAUUUCUUUCCAUUCCAGGUGUCCGCUCUCUCUUUACCCAAAAAGAUAAUGCGGGUUAUUCUCCCCUCCACUGUGUUUUAUCAUCUCAUUCGAUUCCUACACCUCCCACCAAUAUCGUCAACAUCUUCGUAAACGACGGGGGUGCUGAUCUUCUAGAGUCAGAUCCAGAAUUCAAUACUGCGUUACAUCAUCUAACCCGCAGGCGUCCUUACAACCAGCCGGACGAUUCUUUCCGAGUCAUGGAACAAUUUCUCUCUUCAAGUGGGUUUAUCGACGCGUGGAAUGAUGCGGGCAUGACACCUUUACUGGUAUAUCUAGCUGGUGGAGAGGACCAAUCUCGUUUACCGUGGUAUGAAGAGCAUGGUGCGGACUUCAAGGCUACAAACAAUGAAGGACAAGGAGCUCUACAUUUUGUGGCGGCAAAUAAACCUGUUACGCAUGCACUUCCAGAGAAACGCGAAGAACUCAAAAAAGCAAGAGCAGAUUUGUUUGAGGCGUUGGUAAAGAAGUAUGGAUGUGAGGUGCUAGAUGAAGAUUCGAAGGGGAGAACGGCGUUGGAUAUUGCAGCUGCAAUGGGAAACGAGGAGAUUUUGGAAUUAUUCCAGAGGAGGAAAUAGGAGACUUGGAUCUUAUGAUCUUGCUUUUCGUUUUGUCUAAAUGUUAAUCCCUCAUUUGUCACUGUACCCCCUUUCUUAUUCUUCGUCUAACAUCCGCGUCAAUUUGAACAUGUUGAUAAAUACAAUCAAUUGAGCGUCU